AUGGAUAACAUCACAAUGCCAAGUGAAAAUAAUCCCACAUAUAACGAAACGUUAUCCUACGAAGCACACAUGCUCCAAGAAAUUCUGAGGAUAAACGAACUGAUGAUGAAACAGGCCAAUUACCAAAGCAAUGAAGAAUUUCGUGGUAAUAAUAAAGUUUCACACAAAAAUUAUGCCAGAACUUCGAUGAAUCGGAAUAAUAUUUCUGCGAAAAAACUUAGCGACGAGGCACGUGAAAUACAUUUUCGAAUGAUUUCAAAGAGUGUUUCAUCGCUGCAAGGGAAAAAUGUUUCUUCGAACACUACUGUGUUCAAAGUGCAUUCAAAGACCACAUUGAAGAAGACAGAAUCCAAAAAUAAUAAGUAUCCUGAAGCCGACACUUCUUCGAAGAAAGACACAUCUUCGAAACGUAAUAAUAACAAUAAACAAUCUUUUAAGGUAAACAUGAAUAUUGACGAUAAAUUAGAUAUUAUUGAUCCAUUGCUGCAGGAAGAAUGUGUCGCUUCUUCUUUUAAAAAAGAAAAAAAUAAAAUUUCCCCGAAGAGAAUACGAAACAUAGGAGAUAGAAUUGUUGAUGAUAGUGUUGUUACUAAUCCUGUUGAACUGGUAGAAAUUUAUAAAAAGAAAAUAAACAGCGAGAAUGAUUUAAAUCGAGAGACGAGUUCGAUAAGAACUUUUUCGAAGGAAAAUGACGAACAAUGUGAAAUUGAGGAGAAUAAGUUUGUAUCAUCGAAAAUAAAAUCAAAUAAGCGUAAGAAAGAAAGCUAUAAUGCUAAGAACAUGGAAGAGAAGAUGGGUAAAAUUGAAGAUUUCCAAAUAAAAUAUGUACAAGAAAAUGGUCAAAAUGAUGAAAAUUCAAAAAAAUACAUAGAAGAAAAAAAUGGUCAAAUUAAUGAAAGUUUUCAGGAAAAAUUCACAUCAAAAGAUGAUCUUAUUAAUGAAGAUUUACAAAGGAAAUAUAUAAAAGAAAAUUAUGAAAAUAAUGAAAAUUUUGACAUUUCUGAACGAAAUAUAUCAGAGAGUACUUUUUCUAUUAAAUCGACUCCAGAUGAAGAAAAUCAAAUCAUUAAUACGGUAUAUACAUUAAAUCCUAUAGAAAAUGAAACAAUGGAAUGGAAGCAACAAAAUGAUUUAAAUGAAGAUUCGAUAUUUACUUUGGAAGAAGUCAAUCCACGUGUAAAUUUGGUUACGAUUUUCGAAGUGAGUGAAAAAACGUGCACAAACGAGAAAAUGGAAAAAUCGGAUGGAAAAAAUGGUCUUAAAAAAUCUGAAGUAUCUGAAGAUAUGGAAAGAUGUAGUACAAAAGAAAUAGAUGAUUUAUCUGUCUGCGAAAAUACGAAGAUUUCGAAGAGACAAAAAUUAUGUGCCAAUACUAUUGAAAACAUACAUUCUUUACAAUGUAAUAAAUAUGUAAAUAAUAUUAUAACAGUAAACAAGGAAAAAAAAGAUACAUCAACAAUUAUAAUAAAAGAAGAGAAAUGUCAAAAUAAUGAUUCAAUUACAUUGCCAAAAACGACGAAAAGCAACGAUUCUUUCAUUAAAAAUUCUUCAAGAUUAUUGGAUUCUGAUUUUUCAAAACCUAAUGAAUUAGCAAAUAAUGAAUUAAUGAAAAAGCAAAAACAAAAUAUUUCGGCGAUUGAAAAGGAAGAAAUUCCUAAAGAAAACCAAGACCAAGAUAAUUGGAUUUCUUUUCUACAAUCAAAUAAUAAAAAGGGAAAAUUAUAUAUAAAAACUGAUACUCUUAAUUCUAUUGAGAGAACAAAUUUUCCAAACGAUUAUAAAUAUACUGAUGAAUCUGCAAAGAUAGAAGAGAAUUCUAUGUUUAAGAAAGAAAAUGAUAAAAUGAAUCAUGGCGAAGAUAAUUUAAACAUUGAUUGUUAUAAAUUGAAUAUGUUUAGUGAAUCUUCUAUUAUCUUAAGUGAAAACGAAGUUUCAAAAAUAUCGAUGCAACAUAAUAAUAGAAUUGAUAAUAUUAAAGAUUCAAGUAGUAACUUGUCAUCAGACAGAGAAACCAUUAAUAGAAUAAUAAACAAAAAAUUAAAACUAAAAAGAAGAAAUUCAAUUACAGAUUUGUCGGGGAAAAACAAGAUCAAGAUAGUGAUCGAGAAACGGGAAAAUAAAAAAAAUAAUAAUGAUAAGAAUAUAAUUGAUGAUAAAACUUGUUCAUAUAAUGAAAAUGUACAACCGUUAAUUGACAAAAAUAAAAAAAAAGAUCUUGAGGAUUCUCAAGAUUUUCAUGAAGAGACUACACGAAUAAAAAUUAAUAAUAAUGAACAUGAAAAAACUAAACAAUUAAAACAAAUUAGUGGUGAUAAAAUAAAUAUAUGUCAAAUGUUGACAAAGAUUCACGAACGAUUAACUUCUGAUUGGCAACGAUUAAAACGACUUCAAAUGAAAUUACAAAUCUCGGUUUCAAUGAUAUCGAUAAAUCCGAUGAUGAUGUUCCAACUAUUGGAUAAAACUAUAACAAGGUGCAAGAGUUAUAUUCAUGGUGCAAACGAUAGUUAUAAAGCUGAAACAGAAAUCACUAAUAUCUUACUACAUCAUGUUAUCGAGUUGGUGAAAAUUAUGCAAAUUAAUAAAACGACUUUGGAAAAUCAAGAACAACGUAUUGAUCAAAUGCAAUUAGAAUUACUUCAAGGUCAUCAAAUUAAUAAAAAAAGAACUUUCUUGAAUGAAAUAAUUUUAACUUCGAACUAUUGGACGAAUGAAAUAUUUUAUUUAAUCAAAAAUAUUUCAUGUUUGGUGAAACAAGCAAUGGCUGAAAACGAGGAAAAAGAAAACUUGAGAAAUUUAGGAAGACAUAAACGUCAUAUAAACAAUAUUUCUAAUGAUACUAAAUACAAAGUUGGAAUGACUCGAUCAAAAAAUAUGAAAUUAGACCUUGUAAAAAAAGAAAGUAAUAUCGAGACUCAAAUGUCAGUGGUUACAAAUCCCAUCAAUCCUUUGAAACAAUCCAAAUCCAAGACUUUCACAAAAUCAUUAUAUCCACGAGGUUUAGAUAAAGAAAAACAUCUAGAUGAUGUACAGACAAUUAUCGAUAAAAAAAUAACCGAUAAUCGUCAUUUAGAACGAAAACCAAAAAAGAUGUUCAAUUCAAGUUCUAAUCAGUACAAACAAUCGAUUUCUCGUCAAAAACACCGUAAUAAUCAACAACCUGUUUGGAAACCAGGUGGUACAGUAAAAUUUCCUAAUACUUCCAAUAGUGCAACAAUGUUAAAAUUUCGUCCAAUGAUACAUAUCAAAGAAAAAACGAAUUUGGAGAAUGCAAAAGAAGAGAAGCAGCAGAAACGUGGAGCGAAUGAUUGUAAAAAGAAGCCUUCCAAAAUACAUUCAACGAAAGAUAUCAUAUCCAACAUAGAUAAUUUCAAAAUGAUAAAAGGAAGAAGUACCACCAGCUUGAAAAUCAGUCCCAGAACAAAAAUAAGAGGAAAAAUAUCAAGACCUCUAUCAAAAACUUAUGAAUCUCUCGAAGGAAAUAAAUCUUUAUGUGACAUAAUAAAUCAAAAGAUUAUGAAAGAUUCGAAAGUUCUUAAAGUUUUAGAAGAGAUUAUUAAAGAUGCGAAAAAGAAAGAAAAUAAAAAUUCCGAUAAUGAAACGAAUACCGUUCCUUUCAAACAAUCGUGCGAAUUGAAUGCAGUCAAGGAGGAAAUGAAAAUCAAUGAAGAAGAGCCUACGAGGGAUAUCGAUUCUGAAGUAUAUAAAAAAAACAAAUUAAACGUUAAUGAAGGAUUUCAAGAAAAUCUUAAAAUGCCAGAAAGCAUACCAGAAAAUUAUUCGAUACCAAUUAUAUCGAAAAAUUUUAUUUCAGUUGCAAAUACCAAUAUUGAAGAUAUCAUAGAAAAUGUUGAACCAAAUGGAAAUUUUGAAAAUUUUCAACCAAAAAUUCGAUCGAAUUUUGUCUCUGAAAACAAUGCAAAUUGUGUUGUAAAUUUUACUUCGUCUUCAGUUGACAUUAAUAAAUUAGAAGUUUCGAAAUUAUAUAAAACAUGCCCUACUUCUAAUCCUUCAUUAGUUGUUUCGCAUGACAAAAUAAAGGAAAAUGAAAAUUUUAAGGAAAAUAAUGUUUCUCAAACUUGUGUUCUCAAUUGUAACGAGAAACAAGAAAAAUACAAUACUUCAGAUUCGAAUAUUCUUAUUAAUAAACCGAGUUAUGUUAAAAAAGAGAAAACAAAAGUGGGUUCUCAUACAAUGUCAUUGGUUAUGUUAAAAGAAUUUCUUUGUAAUCAGGGCAUAGAUAUUAAUCUGGUGAAUAAAGCCGAAAAAUAUCUAAAAGACAAGCAAAGAAUGUAUAAAGGUUUGAGAAAGAAAUCUAUCAGCUUUGCAGAUGUGUCUUCAAGUAUCGAAUAUAAUUGCCAUUUUAAAGCAAAUUUGAAAAAAGAAGAGAAUUUACAGGAGGUAUUAGAAAAUGAUAUUAAAAAGAUUAACGACAAUGUUGUUGAAGAUAAAAAAGUUUUAAAUGAAAUUUCUUUGGUAUCUUCAUUAGAAACAAAAAAUAUCGAACAUAAUCCCCAUUUUAAAGCAAAUUUGAAAAAAGAAAACAAUUCAGAAGAGAAAUUAGCAAAAAAUAUCGAGAAGAUGGACGACAAUGUUAUUGAGGAUAAAAAAAUUUUAAAUGAGAUUUCUUUGCAAUCUUCGUUAGAAACAAAAGAUAUUGAACAUUAUUCCCAUUUUAAAGCAAAUUUGAAAAACGAAAACAAUUCAGAAGAGAAAUUAGCAAAAAAUAUCGAGAAGAUGGACGACAGUGUUAUUGAGGAUAAAAAAAUUUUAAAUGAGAUUUCUUUGCUAUCUUUGUUAAAAACAAUGAAAGAUGUUGCAACAGAUACACUUAAGGAUAAUAACAAUGCUUAUUCUCAGACUAGUGUCUUUUGUAAAACAUCUAAAAGUUUACAGACUAUUCUUGAGAAUAAUUUAGCGAUGAAAUUGCAAGCAAUGGAAACGCAAACGGAACGGGAACAAAAAAAUGCGUUUUCAAUGAUGGAUUUAUUUCCAAUUACUGAUAAUUCAACAGAGACGGAAAAAUUUUCUUAUAUUAUCAAAUCUGUAAAUUCUAAAAAUGAAAACGAUCUUAACGAAGAAGAUUUAAAAAUAGAACUUUAUGAUAAUAAUAAUGAUCUUUCAAAGAAUGAUUAUAAAGAAAAUUUCAAAAAUAUUUCUACAAAGCUAAUUGAAGUGUUAAAAUCAACCAAUAUAGAAUCUACUGAAAAUAUAAAAGUGAUUAAAAGUGAUAAAAAUUCAUCCAAAGAAUGCUCUCAAAUGUUUCAACAAUUAUUGGAUCAGAUACACGAAGAGUGUGACGAAUCUUUGUCAGAUUAUAAGAAAGAUAAAUUAUUUUUCAACGAAUCAGAAGAAUCAUUAACAUCUGGAUCUUCUAAAAAUUGCAUUUUCAAUAAUAGUGAGGUUAAAAAGAAAAAAGAAGAUGAAGAUCAAUCUGUUGUUAAAGUUAUCUCAAGUGGAAUAGUGGCGGCUUUUCAAGUUGCCGCCAUUAGAGCACGAAAUAUAUAUCGGUCUAUACGCAUCUACAAACGGAAAUUGAGAGAAAAUGCGAGAAAGUUGAAAAAAGAAUCAAAACAUAGGAAAAAGAUUAAUGAAAUUUAUAAAUCGAAUGAAAGUGGAUCGAAGAGCAAUAACAGUGUAACAAAUAUUAUUAUGCAAAAGAGGAACGAUAAGAGAAAUGGCAUCAUCGAAUUAUUUAAGAAUCUCAAGCAAACGGAAAUUACGUCACCAUUAAGUGAAACGUCUUUCGAUAGUCACAGUGAAUCUGAAGAUAACAGUUUUAGAUCUGUGAAAAUAUCGUCAUCAGAUAUUUUUCCCAAUGAAAUGAAUUUUGAAAACAUCGAGUUGAGAAAUUCGGAAGAAUCGACCAACAAUCUUGUGACUAAAAACACGAGUUUUAAAUCUGUUAAAAUGUCAUCAUUAAAUAUUUUUUCUGACGAAAUUAAUUUUAAAAAUGAUUUAGAAAAUCCAAAAGAAUCAUUCAACAGUAUUGCGUUGAAAGAGAUAAGAUCUUUGAUGGAGUUUUUAGUGAAUAAAACCGGUGAUAUAGAAUUCGAGAGAAUAGAAUGUGUUCAAAAAAUUUCAAAUAAUAUUACGUGUAAAACAAAAUCACACCAAGAUAUGAGAACAGAAUCUUUGAAAAAAAAAGAAUACAGGAUGUUUUCGAGCGAGAAUUUAUUAGUUUUGAUUUAUAGCAUGUUGUGUAUUUUCGUUUUCUGGUGUUUAAACUUUACAAUCACUUGUGACAUUUUCUUGUAAUUUGUGUAAUGUCUUUGUGCAUUUUAUUAUUUUACGUUUACAUUGUUUUCCUUCACAUUAUUGAAUUUGUUGUAUAUUGUUAAUGUUUUUAUUUUGUAUUUGUCUUUGAAUGCAUGUCAUUCCUUCUUUAUUCUGUUAUUUUAUGAAUUUUGUGAUAGAUUUGUAUUUUGUAUAUUUAGUUUAUUGCUGAAGUCUGAAGAUUUAACCAAAAUGAUUUUGUUAAUUAAAAAAAUUGAAUUAAAAAUAUUUAA
This is a messenger RNA of Apis florea (little honeybee), 6506 nucleotides long. RefSeq lists its product as uncharacterized. Lineage: Eukaryota; Metazoa; Arthropoda; Insecta; Hymenoptera; Apidae. The record is from RefSeq and is a predicted model, not a curated record.